Messenger RNA from Funneliformis caledonium, 270 nucleotides. The record is from the annotation of a GenBank genome assembly. Lineage: Eukaryota; Fungi; Glomeromycota; Glomeromycetes; Glomerales; Glomeraceae.
AUGGAGGAGGAAUGGUCUGAUAACUAUCAUUUUCAGCGGGUUUAUCGAAAGAAAUUUGUUGAUGAAUUUCCAAAGAAACUUCAAUUUGUAUCAGAUCCAAAAUUUACAAAAUUGUUAGGUAAACGUUAUAUUGGGAUUGCUUUUAGUACAAAAUUCUCUGAAGAAUUAAGACAUUUGUCGAUAAAUAGGGGUUUGAUAACUGUAUUUCUAGGUGGUGACCGUUAUCAGGUAGAAAUUCCUGAAAAAGUAUCCACCUACUGGAAAUUAUAA